Molecule: messenger RNA, 588 nt
Organism: Trypanosoma conorhini
Lineage: Eukaryota; Euglenozoa; Kinetoplastea; Trypanosomatida; Trypanosomatidae
Exons: 1
Coding region: 1-588 (195 amino acids)
Source: RefSeq, a predicted model, not a curated record
AUGACGAGCGCGAUUGCGCAUUAUUCUACGUGCAACGAGGCGCUUGCGGAGCGGCGCAGCCUCGUCGGUGCAGACUGGGCUUCUCACGCCGCGUGCGCGCGCGGGCCGUCAUUCGCGCUGCCCUGCCGCGGCAUCGGUGGUGAACCGCGCGGCGGCUGGGGCGGGCGCCUGUUUGCCGCGGCGCUGAAAAAACCGCACUUUGGGCGAUCGAAAAUCACAGUGCGGCGGUCCUGCCGGGAGGGCCGUCGCCGGGUGACUUACGUUUUUGCGGCGGCCGCGCCCCUCUGCCCUCACGCGAAGGCCGGCGGCGGGGCCCCGACGCGUAGUCGACGCACGCCAAUCGCUUUUCAGCGCACGCAGUGCGCCCAUUCCUCCCGCAGCGGGUGGGGGUUGUCCUUUUUUUUUUUUCCUUCGUGGGAGGGGUUUUUCGCCUCUCCUCUUCCCGCCACGGCUUGCAUGUGCGCACCGGCGCGCGGCCUCUUUUUUUUUUUUCUCGCCUCUUUCUCCCCGUACGUGCGUCUCCGUGGAUGGAUGCACAGAAACAGGGUCAGGCUGGCUGCCCACACCGCGUGCGUGAAGGAGGGAUAG